This is a messenger RNA of Branchiostoma belcheri (Belcher's lancelet), 1579 nucleotides long. RefSeq names its product N-methyl-L-tryptophan oxidase-like. Gene Ontology annotation, molecular function: flavin adenine dinucleotide binding; sarcosine oxidase activity. The record is from RefSeq and is a predicted model, not a curated record. NCBI's taxonomy places the organism in Eukaryota, Metazoa, Chordata, Leptocardii, Amphioxiformes, Branchiostomatidae. Bases 22 to 1272 code for a protein of 416 amino acids. The transcript is spliced from 7 exons.
CCAGGGGGAAGCGCGAGCGUCAUGUCCGGUGCAGCAGGCCGUGUGUACGACCUGUGCGUGGUGGGGGCGGGGAUGAUCGGGUCGGCGGCCGCUCGGCACGCCUCCGAGAGCCCGGGCGUCCGGGUGUGUCUGGUCGGGCCCGGGGAGCCACAGGAUCGAAAGAGCCGCAUUAUUUUCGGGGCGCAUUACGAUGAGGGCCGCAUCACCCGUGCCCUUGCCUCUGACCCGACCUGGGCACUACUUGCACAGAGAUCUAUCCGCAGAUAUCGAGACUUGGAAAGAAAAACAGGGAUACAGUUCUUCAACGACGUCGGGUAUCUCGUUGUCGGGUCUCCUGACGGCGAUUACGUCAGAGACGUGCUGGAGAACGCCCGGCGUCAUGACGUCACGGUCCGGGUGCUUUCCCGCGGACAGACCAGUGAGAUGUUCCCUUAUUUGGACAUAGGGGAGGGGAUGGUGGGACUGCUCGAUUCCCGGAACUGUGGACACGUCUCCCCCAGGCGACUGGUGAGAGCACUGCUGACAGCAGCCCACCUGCAGGGGUGUGACGUUGUUCGUGACGUGGUUUCCUCGGUUGAACCCCCUGCCGGCUGGGCGAGACGCGCAGGCGCCAACCUGGCGGUGCGGACCGAGACGGGGGCCGUUAUACACGCCCGGAGGGUGCUGCUGGCCACGGGAGCCUUCACGACGUUCCGCCGCCUGCUGCCGCCGGGGCUGCGGCCAGACCUCAGGCUCACCGGGCAGAUAGUCUCACUGGUGGAGAUUAGCGAGAGUGACGCCGAUCGUCUGCAGCGCAUGCCCAGUUUAUAUCACAGACACCCAACAGACCAGAGGAAAUGGUACUACAUCCUGCCGCCGAUUCGCUACCCCGACGGCAAGUUUUACAUGAAGAUCGGACACAGUGCCCGCUGGGAGGCGCUGCUGCAAAGUGAGGAGCAGGUCCGAGACUGGUUCCGCUCCGGGGGCGACCCGCAGGCCAUCCGCGUCAUGACGGCCGAGCUCAUGGAACUCGUCACGGGACUUAAGCCGAUCUCUGUUCACGGCGACACAUGCGUAACAGUCAAGACGCCGACGGAACAGCUGUACGUUGCCAUGGUAACCCCGUCGCUGGGCGUAGCCCUGGGUGGCAACGGGUGGGCGGCAAAGUCAUGUGACGAAAUCGGACGAAUGGCAGCGAAGAUGAUCUUAAAGGGCCAAUGGGACCACGACCUUCCCGGGGAUCGGUUCAGAGUCAGAUGGGCUGAAAAAAUGCAACCGAAAUCUAAACUAUAACUCGUUUGCACAACCUGCAACACGAGUAGGGAAACGCUGAACUUUCUACGCGGUAAAUACAAUUGUUUGUCGGCGUAGAUUGACUUCACUAAUAGCAAAGCAGUGUUUACUCUAGUGACAAGGGUGCUGUCCCUAGUGCUGAUACAUUAUCCUUAUAUAAGGAUGUUGGUUCUAGUGACAAGGGUGCUGUCCCUAGUGCUGAUACAUUAUCCUUAUAUAAGGAUGUUGGUUCUAGUGACAAGGGUGCUGUCCCUAGUGCUGAACAUGAUAUAUCCUUUUAAUGAUUGAGCGGGCUACCCUGGCUAAA